AUGCUGCCAGCCCCGGAAUCUCGUUGUGUGGAAAACCUAGCCUUGUCGAACCCCUUUGACGACAACGCCGAUGACGAAAAUCGUCUGGUUUUGGGUCGACGCCCAAUAGAGCGGGGCACCAAGGUUGAUGGGUACAUCAAGUUUCACAACGAGAAGAGAAAGCCGGCCAAGGAGUCAGGGAUCGCUGUCUUUAUGUACAAGGGAAGCGGACAAGAGCCUUCUCCUAGGUCGACCCUCGCCAUGUACCUCUCUCCGCAGUACAUGGGGGAAAUGGGGCUACAAGACCAGGACGACAAGAGUCUGUUCGCGUUUUACCUGAAGGCCUGGUGCCCAGGCAGGAGUGUUCUCGAUAAAACCAACUGCUGGUUCGAAAACAUUCCCCGAAUGGCAUCUCAGGACUCGUGUGUCAGAUCUGCCAUUUUGGCACUCGCUGGGACGUACGUGCUUGAUUACCAGCCCAGAGAGAGGAUUCGGCAGAUUACCCAGAGCCACUACAAGAACGCCGUUAUCCUAUUGGGCAUGGCAUUACGUGAGGCUCGUAAUCAGCUCCCCUCAGAAAGUGAAGCAGAUUGCAUGGUGGCUGCCAUGGGCGUCCUCAACAUGAUUGACGUCGUGUCUCCCGAGCAGCGACGGCCACCAAACCGCGUCCCCCGCUGGUUGGAAGGCGCUCGUCUGGCGUGUAGAAUUCUGGACGCAACGGAACCAGGGCACCGCUACUGGAAGCCCGUCAACAUCCAACCCUCCGAGGCGCAGGCGGGAAAUAUGAUUAUUGCCGGCAGAGCAGCUAUCCUGGCCCUUCCGAUGGCUCCUCUCGACUUGGCUGCUACGGAAAACCGCCAGUUUGCGUGGCUAUUGCAAGGAUCGGAGCACGACGUCCACAGAGUUCAUGGCGGGUGCGGCAUGUCUCCAACACUACUGCAUCGCUUUUCGCAGAUCACACACAUGAGCGCGUUUCUAGGUGCGGACCCUGAGGAUAGCGAAUUCGUCAUCAAACCAGGUGCCGACAAGCUGCUUGAGGAACUGAGGAAUUUGCAUCAGUGGACCGAUGGUUCCUCGUCUCAGCCAGGCAAUUCCAGAGACAGCCUUCACCCCCGCGACUUGUUGGCCUCCAUCAAACUGGACAAGCACGGGCUCAUCAUGGAUAGGAGCUCCAUGACGGAAGUCACAGCAGAGGCAUGGCGCUUGGCGGCCGUCAUCUACCUCCGCUGUCGUCUCGAGAGGCUCCCCCGUUGUCAUCCAGAUGUCCUCUUCCCGGUGACAGAGCUGGCGAAGUGCAUCCGGAUGAUGCCAACGUCAGGUACCUUCUUCACCGCCCAGUCUCCCUUCUUCCCAGUCUUCCUUUUGGGUGUUGUGGCCAUACACGAGGCGCACGUCCAGUGUGCCCUGAACUGGUUCCAGUCAGUCAUUAGUACCAGCUGCCGCUCUAGCGUGCCCCCGGCAUUCCAGUCACUCAAUCGGAUUCGCGCAUGGAUGGCCCUCAACACCCGCGAUGUCAACCGUUCCGAACUUCCCCGACGCAUUUCGGAGCGGCACCCUUGGUGGGAGACGCUCGUCUCCCACAUCGCUGCGACUGAAGGGACGUUGUGCUUGAUUUAG
Molecule: messenger RNA, 1596 nt
Organism: Colletotrichum graminicola M1.001
Lineage: Eukaryota; Fungi; Ascomycota; Sordariomycetes; Glomerellales; Glomerellaceae
Exons: 3
Coding region: 1-1596 (531 amino acids)
Biological process (GO): positive regulation of transcription by RNA polymerase II
Cellular component (GO): nucleus
Molecular function (GO): DNA-binding transcription factor activity; transcription cis-regulatory region binding
Source: RefSeq, a predicted model, not a curated record